Messenger RNA from Encephalitozoon romaleae SJ-2008, 318 nucleotides. RefSeq lists its product as hypothetical. NCBI's taxonomy places the organism in Eukaryota, Fungi, Microsporidia, Unikaryonidae. The transcript has a single exon. The record is from RefSeq and is a predicted model, not a curated record. Bases 1 to 318 code for a protein of 105 amino acids.
AUGAUGGGCUUCAUAAUAAACUUACUGACUCUAGUUGUCUCUACAAUGACACUUGGAGUAUCUUUGAUGAAUAACCAGAAUAAGCCUAUUGAUAUUCCCCAUAUAAAGGGCAUGGGAGGUAGCGAUGUGGCCGUGCCAUCAGAGAGUGGAUCCGACUCCAAUAAUAUGGGGGAUGGCGUAGAUCAAUCUGGAAGUAGCCUGGUGUCUAGAAGCGGGCUAAAUCCUUUUAAAAUAUCUGCCAACCACUUCUUAAAGGGGAGGCACUCAGACUUACUGCCUAUGAAAGGACCUAUGUCUGGAUUGAAGAACAGGAAUUAA